Messenger RNA from Hyla sarda, 8419 nucleotides. RefSeq names its product adenosine deaminase tRNA specific 1 (gene ADAT1). Gene Ontology annotation, biological process: RNA processing. Bases 150 to 1508 code for a protein of 452 amino acids. NCBI's taxonomy places the organism in Eukaryota, Metazoa, Chordata, Amphibia, Anura, Hylidae. Gene Ontology annotation, molecular function: RNA binding; adenosine deaminase activity. The record is from RefSeq and is a predicted model, not a curated record. The transcript has 10 exons.
CCUCGCAUAACGUCGAUUCCGUCCCCAACAUAGGCGGAGAGAGUGAGAGAGAGAGAGUGUCUGUGCGCACACCCGAGUCUCCAGGCUGCGGCGGGCAAGAACUGUCAGCGUCGCAUGUUGUGACGUCAUCUCAUUGUCGCCGGAGGAGAAUGGAGGGGUUGAACGCUGCGGAUGAGAUCGCUGCUCUGUGUUAUGAACAUUACCGCACCAGGCUCCCUAAGCAAGGCCAACCAGAUACUAGCAAGGAAUGGACUCUGAUGGCUGCAGUGGUACAAGUGGAGUCUGUGGCGGGAAAGACUGACAUCAAGAAAGUUGUUGCUAUGGGAACUGGGACAAAAUGUAUUGGUCAGUCAAAAUUACGGAAAACUGGGGAUAUUCUUCAGGACAGUCAUGCGGAAAUAAUUGCAAAGAGAAGUUUUCAGAGGUACCUCCUCCAUCAGCUUUCCUUAGCACUGUCAAAGAGCCCAGAUUGUAUGCUUGUUCCUGGAAGUGAUACCAACAAGUGGAUACUGAAGCCAGGGGUCUCCUUUGUGUUUUUCACCAGUCACACACCAUGUGGCGAUGCAUCGAUUAUACCCAUGUUUCCCCUAGAGGACCAGCUCUGUCCCACAGCUACAUCAGUAUCAGAAGUGACGCCAUUAGAGUGCAGCCCUGUCACUAUGAACAAUAAAAGGAAACAGGUGGGUUGUGAUUCUCCCAAUGUUCACAAGAAAAUGAAACAAGAUGAAUCCAACCAAGAAUCUGGGAGGAUAACUGAACCCAAGGAAAAGGCUAAAAGUGCAGAUUUUACACCUCAACCCAUAGAUGUGUUCAGAACUGGAGCCAAGUGUGUUCCUGGUGAACCUCAGGACAAGCACAAUCCAAGAGUGGACUAUCACACAGUUGGAGUCCUACGCCUCAAGCCAGGCCGGGGAGAUCGCACCAUAUCCAUGUCCUGCAGCGAUAAGAUGGCUCGAUGGAAUGUGCUUGGCUGCCAGGGGGCGCUGCUCAUGCACUUUCUACAGCAGCCCAUCUAUUUGUCCUCCAUUGUGCUGGGGAAGUGUCCGUUUAGUCUGCAGUCCAUGGAGAGGGCUCUACAUAGUAGGUGCCAAAAUGUUUCAGGUCUGCCUGAAGGAUUCCAAGUGCAUAAGCCACACAUCCUACAGUCACAUUUACAAUUUCAGCAUGGAAGGGAUGCACUAAGGAAAGCGGAUGAUGCAAGAAAGCUGGUUCCUUGUGGAGCAGCAAUCAGUUGGUGUGCAGUUUUACAUCAGCCACUAGAUGUCACUGCUAAUGGCUACAGACAAGGCACAACAAAGAAAGCAAUUGGAACGCCACAGUCCAGGUCCCGUAUCUGUAAAGUAGAAUUGUUUCAUACAUUCAGUCAUCUGGUAGAGAAUCUGCCAGAAGAGCAGAUCCCAGACUCACUCAGGAUUAGGCACCUACCACUCCUAAGCUAUUGCUCUUGUUUAAAAUCUUUUACUUUCCCGAUGUCAGAGCUGGUAGCAGUGCCAGGAAAAGUUGGCUAAUGUCUGCAGAAGGGUCCAGCCCUGGUGUCGAUUACACAGGGGCCCUACUAUGAAUGAACCACCUAUUGCCAGGAGAACGUUGAAUUGUUCUGUUGCAUAUUUUCUGACUGCACUUGUAGACAAAAUAUAUAAAUGGAUUUAGUAUUUUCUGCGUUUGUGACUCUUUAUUGGGGUGUAUGUUUCUGAGGCUGGUCACAUCUACCAUCCUGGAGUCAAGUAUAGGACUGAGCUGUGUGUAGCUUACAUUGGUCUCACUGUAACAAGCCCAUCUCGUAUGUGAGCAAAGCCAAGUUUACUCAUGGACAGUCAUGUAGAAAAAGAAUUAAAAACUUUAAAAACAAAUGGGGAGAUUUAUAAAGCUGUUCCCGUCAUUUUUUUGGCUGUAAAAAGGCGCGAUUUUGCGCAAUUCUUUUGCGCCUUUUUGAAAUAGAUGUUUUUGGAAAAAUUGGCUGUGGGUUGCAGGGAGGUGCAGUUGUCCAUGCAGUGGGCAGGAUUUAUUAACUGCGCCUUUGUUAAAAAGGUGCAACAUUUUUGCGCAAACGUUAAAAAAACCCAUAAAUGUAGACCAUGACCAACUUGGCUUAAAAAAAGACAGACCACAGUGAAAAGACUUUCAAGCAUGGGGAACCACUUAUUUAGCAAGGAGUCCUCUUUUAGAAUAAAGUCAUCCAAAUUAGCGAACAACUAAGCACCAGGCAGGGUUGUGUGACAGAAUUGUUUUUUUUAAAGAGAGCAAUAGAUUAUUAUGAAGAGCAAUAUAUUUGGACAGAUUAGUACAUACAAUUUGCACAUGCCAGACAAGCUAGUAUUGUCAUGUUGGUUUUUUAUCUCCCAUUUGGCAACAGCUGGAGACACCACUGCUGUCGUUGUAUUUUCUAACAACCAUCUGGAGAGAGUAUUCCAGCAUUUGGGCUGCUCCAUGAGUCAAAUCGCUUCAAAUUGUCACUCACCUAAUAAACUGCAGGGAUGUGGAAUUCCGAUCGCCCGACACCCAGGACAUGGAGUUCCGGGCAGGUGAAUUUUUCUGGGCAGGACUUGGCAUGUCAGCACGGUACAAUGGAGUAUGGUAAAUCAUAUCAUUACUCCAAUAUGAACGAAUUGUGGGCUUUUUAAUUAUGCCCAUGUUUAACAAAACAGGAAAAAAUCAGCUUCUUUUAACCCCGUGCUGUUAACACUAAUGCCUGCAGUGGCCAUAAAAACAGGCAAAUUGGGUAUAAAGCUUGAAGCUGGAGCCCAAUCAGAGAUGGAACUAGGACCUGGCUCAGUACUAUGCCUAGGAAAGUGGCGAGGAGGUUCCUCAUCAGAAUCAGUAGAGGACGAGGAAGAAGAGGGCAAAUAUAGCAACUCUUCACCGCUGUCUGAACCUGAGGAAGAUGCCAAGAAGGCAAAUGCCUCCUCAGUGUUGUACGUGCGACGCCUUGACAUAUUUUUUAGAAUGGAUGACACUUGUACCAACACUAGAACUGUAUAUUUUUUGUAUUUUUAUUUUUUUUAUUACAUUUUUUUCCUUUUUUUUCUUUCCUGGAAACAAACAAUCAAAAUGUAACCGCACUACAAACAACAAAACAGUGGCGAACUGUCACCACUGUCCUGAAUCCCUAGAACUACUCGCGGUGAGACAAGUAUAGAUAAAUAAAAAAAACUAACUGUAACAGCACCACUAGUACUAUAAUAUGUCACUAAUAACUAAUAUAUAUAUACUUUAAUGCUUUUAUAUUUUCUUUGUAACUACGGAAAUACAAACAAAAAGCAAAAAUACAAUUUCUUCACUGUAGCCUGUUCACUAUCACAGGUUACAGCAGCUGAUGAAUGAAUGAAUGAAUGAAUCAGCAGCAGGGUAAGGGGCACUGCAGGGACACUGUUUUAUAGCUGUUUUACAAAGUUUUCUUCAGCUUUUAUAAAAGCUUUUUGUACACUGUAUCUUCUCUCUUCUUCUGUUACAUUAACUCCAGCAUUACUGUAACAAAGAAGCAGAGACACUGUGAUUGGUCCACAGGGACCAAUCACAGAACUCUCUGACCAGGACCAAUCACAGAUGUCCUGGGAUGUCAGGCAGAACUUGUCUCCCGCCCAUGACAGCAGGACUUCUGCUGGUUAACCUGUGCAAUGCCGCGCAUCGCCGGGUUAACUGAAUGCCUUAUAUAUACGGCGGAAUGCGUGGAGGACCUGCACAAUCCGCCGUUUAUAUAAGCCAUUCUGCGGGAAGAUGUUAAAAUAUAACAUUGUUACCAGUACGGUAAAUGUAAAAAAAAAAAAAAAAAACACAGAAUUGCAAUUUUUAUUAUAUCCCAGAAAAAAGUUAAAAGCGAUUAAAAAGUCGGGUCAAUACCAAAAUGGUACCAAUACAAAAAUCUGAUUAUGGUGCAAAAAAAUAGCCCUCAUACAGCCUUGUAUGUGUAAAAAAAAUAAAUAAAAAAAAAAUAAAAUACAAGUGUCAGAAAAUGGCAAUUAAAAAAAAUUCAAAUAAAAGUUCUGAAUUUUUUUUAGAUUAGUAAAACAUGACUGAAUCUGUACAAAUCUGGCAUUGCCGUAAUCAGGCGGCCUAAAGUAUCAAAACAACAUGUUAGCUCAACCACAAGGUAAAUGGCGUAGAAAAGAAAACCACCACAUUUUCAAAAUAUCUUUAACUAUUUAAAUUUCACUUCACCAAUAUUUUAUUUAAUUUAUAUAUAUAUUUUGAGCAUAUGUUAUGGAAAAAUUAAGAGGUAUCAUUAUAGUAGUUAUUUAUGGCUAAUAUAGGGGCAAGGAGGAAAAAAUCAGAGCGUAAAAGCAAAAAUUGGCCCGGACAAGUGGAUCGUCAUGAGGGACAAGUAGAUUUUGCUCCAUUUUAGUCCCGUGGACAAGUAGUUUUUUAUAAAAUUUCCACACCCCUGAACUGGAGAGCGCAAAGUGAGAGCCCAAGCUUUGAGAUCAGGGAGCGGUGACUAUCCUAGUCACAAUGGCCUAGGUGUUGAAAACACUGCGGGGGAGACAGCUCCAUAACAGGUAAGCUGCGUUUAGUCUGAAGGUUGGUGCAUGUGUCUUAAAGGAAAACUGUCAUUAAUCAUUGAUUUAAAGCGCCCGGGUUUUUUUGGAAGAAAUAGCCGAUACUUUAUACCGGAAUAUUGGUAUAAGUUAUCGGCUAUCGGCCUGAAAGGUCACAGAUUAUCGGUAUUGGCCCUAAAAUAUCUAUAUCGGUCGAUCCCUAUUUUCCAUUGCCUUUUUUGAUGUUGUAUAUGUAAUCCUAUUCUUUUAUAUGUUAUAGUUUUAAUUAAUUCUGUCUGCACCUUGAGAUCUGAAUUUCAGCUAUUUAUUUAUUGCAAAUGUUUUACUUGUCUUAUUUGCUUUUUGUAUAUGCAUUAUAAACAGAUUAUGGUACCGUAUAACCAGAAAUUUCCUAAAAUGUAUUAUUAGGAUCACUGGAGCAAUAUAUAAUAUCCCCCUUCACUUACUGAUAGUCAAGAAUGUGUCAGCACAUUGCAGCAGCCACCGUUAUCGUUUUAUUUUAUCCAAAGCAAAAAAUUGAUCCAGAUGGAAGGAAAAGUAGAAGUCCUUCCUGUGUUUAAACAAAUAAAAAACAACUCUAAAUAUAGCUUUAGGACGAUCGUUGCACAUUGCCAUGCUUGGUUAUGUUGCUUAUGUUACUGUGGGAAUCACAUGAAUGUAUGCAGUUUCACACUACGGGCACAACAAGUACAAGUCUUGCUACCCCCAACAAAUAGCCAAGUGAAAAGAAUUAAAAAGGUGAUAACAUUUUACACCAACAAUCACAAUGGAGGGAGAUGUAUCAAAUCCUAUGCAGAGGAAGAGUGGUACAGUUGCCCAUAGCAACCAAUCAGAUUGUUACUUUCAUGUUUUAGAGGCCUUUUAAAAAAAGUUAUAGAAACGCUCCUAUUGGUUGCUGUGGGCAACUGCACUUUUCCUCUACACAAGUUUUGAUAAAUCUCCUCCGAUAAGCCUCCUGUGCAUCACUCCCCUUCUCAUUUAGAUGGACUGUGACCUGAGGUGAACUUGUAGGGCAUCUUAUCUGUACUAAUGUGUACACAUCCAAUGGUCUCCACGGUGCUUGUGUUAAUCAGUCCUUAUCUUGUAUUGAUGUGAUCGGACAGCUUGCGCACAGCAUUCCUUUUGUCUCUGCAUAUCUCCCAUGUAUACUUUGCUAGAAGACAGCUGUCAAUACAGGGGAUGGUCUAUUUGACCAGUAUGGGCAGAGUUGGAUGGGCAGAAUGGGGUUAUGUUAAGAACAGAAAAGGCAAUUCUCUUUUAUUAUGUCCUUACAGUGUCACCACACCUUAACCUGCAUCCUGUUGAUAUAGACUGUUAGUAUUUGUACCUAAUUUAUACCCACCGUUUGGGGGUAUUCCAGCUCUUUUAUAUAAAAAAUGAAUAUGGGGCUGUGCAAAAAUAGAAAAGAAACAAUACUUAUACUACUACCGACCAACCCCAGCUCCCGCUGUCCUCCUGUUCUUCUAGUUUUCUGCUGCUAGUCUCUUCAGCCUGCUUCUGAGAUGAACACUUAAGGGGGCACUGCAGCCAAAAUUAACUUAUAAGUAGCUGAUCGUGGGGGGGUCUGACCGCUGGGACCCCCUCCGAUUUCUGGAAAGGGGCCCCGGCUCUCUUAGUGAGGAGCACAUGUUGUUUACCAGUAGACAGCACCCGCUCUAUUCAUUUUUAUGGGAGAGCCGAUGAUGCUCGAGUGCUGGACUCUGGUCUUUUCGUUGCUCCCGUAGAAAUCAAUGGAGCGCAUGCACUCCUACAACAUGUGCUUCUCACUCAUUGCCAGGUCCCGUUCUGGAGAUCGUGGGGGGUCCCAGUGGUCGGACAGGGGGUAAGUUACUUUUGGCUGCAAUACCCCUUUAACACCUUAAGGGGUUCAGCGUUUUUCGUUUUUCCCUCCUUACCUUUAAAAAAUCAUAACUCUUUCAAUUUUGCACCUAAAAAUCCAUAUUAUGGCUUAUUUUUUGCAUCACCAAUUCUACUUUGUAAUGACGUUAGUCAUUUUACCCAUAAAUCUACAGUGAAACGGAAAAAAAAAUCAUUGUAUGACAAAAUUGAAAAAAAAAAUGCCAUUUUGUAACUUUUGGGGGCUUCCGUUUCUACACAGUACAUUUUUCGGUAAAAAUUACGCCUUAUCUUUAUUCUGUAGGUCCAUAUGAUUAAAAUGAUACCCUACUUAUAUAGGUUUGAUUUUGUCGUACUUCUGGAAAAAAUCAUAACUACAUGCAGGAAAAUGUAUACGUUCAAAAUUGUCCUCUUCUGACCCCUAUAACUUUUUUGUUUUCUUGCGUAUUGGGCGGUAUGAGCGCUAAUUUUUUGCGCCGUGAUCUGAAGUUUUUAGCGAUACCAUUUUUGCAUUGAUCGGACGUUUUGAUCGCUUUUUAUUCAUUUUUUAUUGAUAUAAAAAGUGACCAAAAUGCACUAUUUUGGUCUUGGGAAUUUUUUUGCGCGCACGCCAUUGACCGUGCGGUUUAAUUAACAAUAUAUUUUUACAAUUCGGACAUUUCCGCACGCGGCAAUACCAUAUAUGUUUCUUUUUAUUUACUUUUUUUUUUAUGGGAAAAGGGGGGGUGAUUCAAACUUUUAAUAGGGAAGGGGUUAAAUGAUCUUAACUUUUUUUUUUUUUGCAGUGUUAUAGCUCCCAUAGGGACCUAUAACACUGCGCACACUGAUCUUUUACAUUGAUCACUGGUUUCUCAUAGGAAACCACUGAUCGAUGAUUCUGCCGCUUGACUGCUCAUGCCUGGAUCUCAGGCACUGAGCAGUCAUUCGGCGAUCGGACAGUGAGGAGGCAGGUGGGGACCCUCCUGCUGUCCUGUAAGCUGUUUCGGAUGCCGUGAUUUCACCGCGGCUAUCCCGAACAGCUCCCUGAGCUAACCGGCAUGCUUUCACUUUCGACUAAAGGGUUAAUGUUGCGCGCUAUUAGCCACGGGUCCCGGCCGUUGUUAGAGGCCGUGGCCCCGCGUUAUAGAUCUGGAGCGGACUCAUGACGUAGCGGUACGUCAUGAGUCCUUAAGGGGUUAAAGAAAGACCUUCCCACUUAGCCAAUUACUGGCCUAGAAGGGACGCCGAUGCAGGAAGAAGACAGGUGAUCGGAAGACUGAAAGAAGAACAAGCAGUGGCGCAACUAGGUGUAGGUAAGUACAGUGGUCCCUCAACAUACGAUGGUAAUCCGUUCCAAAUGAACCAUCGUUUGUUGAGGGAUCCGUGCAAUGUAAAGUAUAGGAAGUUGUACUCACCUGUCCCUGCCGGUCCGGAUAGUCACCGUUGCGCUCCAUCACUGUCGCCAUGUCCCCGCCGCUCCGGAACGUCGCUCUCACGUCGCCGUCAUCAUGUCACUACGCACGCCGCUCCUAUUGGAUGACGGGACGGCGUGCGCGGCGACGUGAUGGAGGGGAUCCCGAAGAGGAUGCUCCGGAGCCCAGAGGACUGGUAGGAUACCAUCACCGGAGCACACGGGGCACCGUAAACGGCUAUCCGGCGGCAGCUGAAGCAGUCAGCACUGCCGGAUAGCCGUUUAUGCGAUGGCCCCGACAUACAAUGUUUUUGUAUGUUGAUGCUGCCUUCAACAUGCGAUGGCCUCUUAGUGGCCAUCACAUGUUGAAAUUAUCGUAUGUCGGGGGGGUCACUGUAUAGUUUUGUUUAAAAAUAUAUAAAUAUAUAUAUAGCUCCUAAAACUGCUUUCUAAGUGUCCUGGACAAGAAACUAUUUAUUUCAUGCAGUGAUGACUGAAUAAGGAAUAAGUAAGCAGAUUUGUCAUUCAGGACUCUAGUAAAGCUGGAUGAUCACACAUAUGGCUUCCAAAUUGGUUACUAUAUAGAAUAUAUUUUUUGCCUAGCUACAUGAGGCAAGCGUCCAUUAAUUUAUAUUAACUGGUUGUUUUACUGGUUUAUCUACAUAUCAUGCAGUAUUUUACCUUUUUUUUUUUCCCCCCU